UCUUCCAUUGUGCCACCAAACAUUUUGCCUUAUAUAUUAAUUCCAAAGUUAAAAUUUUGUGACAGACCAUAAUCUCAUAUCUCUCUUUCUUUUUACAGAGACCUAAAGUUUUGUCAAGUUCUUCCCUUUCCAUCUUCAUCUUCUCUUUCUUUCAACUACAUUUUCCCCCGAUCUUAUAUACAAUACAUAAUUAAAACCGCCUAUAAUUAAAUGGCGGUCACGGCGGCGACCAUGAUUGUGUGGCGAAUGCGCCUAGGCUUAGCUCUACGAGCGGCUUUGGCAUGUGGCAUAGUCGGCGCCGUCACGGUUUUCGGCCCAGCACCUGUUAGACGGUUACUGGCCUUCUCAGCUUUCUCCUACUUCACCACCAUUUCUAUAGUACUUUCCGACGCUGUUUCCCUCGGUGACGCUGUGAGGGGUGUGUGGCACGUGAUGUGGGCAGUGGUGUUUGUGGUCGUCUCGUCUCUGCCGUGCUUGUGGCUGAUCGGACCGGGACGGUUCACCAGUGCGGCAUCGGCGGCGGUUGCAGUGGCUGUCAGUGCGUUUGUGGUGGCCCUGCCGGAGCGGACACACUUGCUGACGAAGCGAAUCGCGUUUGGACAGCUGGUGAUUGUGUACGUUGGGACAGUGAUUCACGGCGGUCAGAUCAGUUUUGUUAAGCACCCAAUACGUGUUGCGUCUAGUACGGCUGCCGGAGCUCUGGCCGCCGUCGCCGCCAUGAUGAUUCCCUUUCCACGCCUCGCUUUCUUCCAGAUAAGGAAACUUAGUAAGGGUUAUUGUGAGAAUGGUUGGAAGAGAGUAGAGGCAAUGGUGGAAGGAGUGGGUGCAAAGACCAAAGGAGAGGCAGUUGCAUUUAUGGUUGAAGCCAAGUCUCUAUCAACCAACGCAACUAAGCUUCUUCAAACUAUCAAAUCCAAUAUGAGAGGGGUGAUUUGGGAGAGACGACAAAUGGGCUUCGACGUUGAAGAAAAAUUGGAAGAAAUGGAAGUUGCAAUGAAAGGAAUGGAAGCCGCUUUAACUUCCCCUUCCAUGGUCUUCGGAUCAAUGGACGAACAGCUCUCCAAUUUCCUCAACAAUCUCAAACCCAAAGCCAUCUCAAAGCUACAACAAUUCAAGAUCACCGUUCCUCCUACUUCCACCACCGCGCCGGAGACAAAACCCACCUUCUCAACCCCUUUACCUCUCAAUAUUUCUCCCAUCACCCCUCAGAUUCUUCCCACUUCCUUCUUCUUGCGCUGUAUGGAAAUCCUCCUAUACGACUCAACCGCCGGCCGGAAUCUCGUUUCCGACGUGGAAAUUGGUCGGAGAGUCAACGGAGAAAAAGCAACUCAGUUGGGAGAUCAUUGUACCACAAAAACUUGUUGGGGCACUUUGUCGAACAUGUUGCCUACAAACCAGAGUUUGUGUUUUGCGCUGAAAUGCUCGAUUACAUUGGGGCUUGCUGUGUUUCUGGGAUUGACUUAUACAAAACCAAAUGGGUAUUGGUCAGGAUUGACGGUUGCUAUCAGUUUUGCAACGGAGAGACAAGCUGUUUUUACCGUUGCAAAUGCUCGAGCUCAAGGGACGGCCAUUGGGUCAAUCUAUGGAGUUUUAUGCUGUUUUAUUUUAAAGAAAUAUGAGUAUUUAUGGCUCUUACCUCUUCUUCCUUGGGUUGUUUUUACUAGCUUUCUUGUUCAUAGUAGAAUGUAUGGUCAAUCUGGUGGGAUAGCAUCAGCAUUAGGCGCAUUGUUAGUUCUUGGGAGGAAGGAUUAUGGCGUUCCAUCUGAGUUUGCAAAUGCUAGACUCACUGAAGCUUGCAUUGGAUUACUCUGUUUUCUUACAGUGGAGAUUAUAUUCAACCCAACAAGAACAGCUACUUUAGCAAAAACAGAAUUCUCAACAACUUUGGUGGCACUUGAAGAUUUCAUCAAAAGGGUAAUCCUUGUUCCUCAAAAGAACUUGAAUCAUGAAACUUCUAAUUUCGUUUCAUUGAUACAACACCACAAAAUCCUGAAAUCCCAUGUUAGUCAAUUAGAAAAAUUCAUUGUUGAAGCUGGGUUUGAGCCUAAUUUCUGGUUCACACCUUUCCAAGGUGGUUGCUAUGAGAAAAUUUUGAAAUCCCUUCAGAAAACAUUGGAUAUCUUACAAAUUAUGCUGCAUGAAAUAAAGUUUCUGUCUCUAGAACUCAAUAGUUCUGGUCUUAUUGUGAAGGAACUUCAUGAUAGUUUAACUGAAGACAUGGAAAUUUUCAGCAAAAAACUUGGAUGUUCUUUGAAGUUCAUGGAGAUGUUGAGCUCAAUAAAGUCCUUAAAAGAAUUGCAGAACAAAAACCAAAACCAAUGUCUAGAAAUGGAAAUGGGGAAGAAGGGUUCAAAUGAUGGAUGCAAAGCUUUUGCUCUUAUUGAAGAAGAUGUUGAGAAAAUUGUGGGUUCUUUCAGCCAACAUGCUAAUGAAAUAUUGAGCAAAGCUUACACAAACGACGAAGUGGAGGGAAAUUUGAAAGGCCAAAUGACACUAUGUUUGAGUUCAAUUGGGUUUUGUAUGGAAUGUUUGAUGAGAGAAACAAUGGUGAUGGAGAAAGAAGUGCUUCAAGUGCUGAAACUGGAGAAUCCAUCUAUUCAUAUUAAUUUGCAAGAACUUUCAACAAGACUAAACGCUUACUGUACAAAGUAAACUGACUAGAAAUCAAAUCUAUAGUGAUAUACUUAUAAAGAUAUACUGAGUUUACUUUGCAGCAAUUCAGCAAAGUUUAUGGUCUGAGUUGGUGCAAAAGCUUGACAUCCUUCUAUGUGUACUAAGUUCAAAUAAAAUAAUUUAAAUGCCUUGAUUGUUUUUUAAAUCAAAAGGCAAACAACACAUGACA
Messenger RNA from Cucumis melo (muskmelon), 2842 nucleotides. RefSeq lists its product as uncharacterized. The record is from RefSeq and is a predicted model, not a curated record. The transcript has 3 exons. Gene Ontology annotation, biological process: transmembrane transport. Bases 211 to 2652 code for a protein of 813 amino acids. NCBI's taxonomy places the organism in Eukaryota, Viridiplantae, Streptophyta, Magnoliopsida, Cucurbitales, Cucurbitaceae. Gene Ontology annotation, molecular function: transmembrane transporter activity. Gene Ontology annotation, cellular component: plasma membrane.